AUGAAGAUACUCGCCGUUGUGUUUUUAACGACAGCUUUAACGCUGGCUGCUGGACAGACGCUGGAGGAUUGUCUGCAGAACGACAGUAUCUCAUGUGUGCAGAAGAGUUUGUACAGAAAGGCGAAGGAGUUCUUCGACAAGGACAGCUACGAGCUGUUCAGUGGUGUUAGUCUCGUGAAGAACGCCGAUAACCAGGGAAGAAGCUCCAGGACCGGGAAAGAUCUGCUCUACGAUCAGGAGAUCGACACGGCUAACAAUGUCGCGGAUAGACAGAGUGCACUGGAGAGUUUCGUCAGCGACGAGGCUGGAGAGUUCCUCACUGGUCGCAGUUUACGGAUCAACUUUGCUCCCGCUUUCGAGAAGAUCGGCGACUCGGCUCGUGCCCUGAGUGACUCCGCACCGGAAGAGGUCCGGCAGGCUGUCAACGAAAUCGUCGAAGGCCGAGGCAAGAAGAAGAUACUGAAAUCGAUCCUGCCGCUGUUGAUCGCGGCGAAAGUGAAAAUCGGCGCCCUGGCAACUCUGGCAUACUUCGGCAUCGGUUUGCUCGCCAAGAAGGCGAUCUUCGCUUCCCUGAUCUCGCUCGCCAUCUCGGCGUUCAUCGGUCUGAAAGCUCUGUGGUCGAAGAACUCUCACGAUGUCACACCUUACAACGGCUGGAGCGGCGGUUCAUCGAGCGGAGGAUGGUCCGCGCCAGUUGCAAACGGAGGAUGGUCCUCUGGUUCCUCUUGGGACGAUUCUCACGGCUACGCGCAGAGUCAAGCAUAUUCUGGCUACCAUCACUAA
Molecule: messenger RNA, 783 nt
Organism: Habropoda laboriosa
Lineage: Eukaryota; Metazoa; Arthropoda; Insecta; Hymenoptera; Apidae
Gene: Osi6
Exons: 3
Coding region: 1-783 (260 amino acids)
Source: RefSeq, a predicted model, not a curated record